AUGGAACUUAAGCUGCUAUUCGGCGAUGGAUGUCUCAGCAAGACAACCCCGACUAUUCUUCUUAUGGAAGACUCGAUAUGGCAUCGACCCACAGACAUUGAAUCUCCGAAUCACAAGCCUAUGAACGAUGGUAUUGGCAGAAUUUCUCACUCGCUCUUGAGGGAGGUGCGAGACAUUAUGGGCCUAGACUUUCUACCCGUAGCCAUUCAAGCUAGAAUUGGUGGUGCCAAAGGGUUAUGGAUGUUGGAUUCAACUCCCUUCUCUUCAGACAAGCGGUGGAUCGAGAUAUAUCCCUCCCAAAUAAAAUGGGAUUGCAAUUGGUCUGAUCCCGCCCACCGAACCUUGAAAAUAGUUUCCGUUUCUUCUUACGGCGGGCCAGCCACUUUGAAUCUUCAAUUCAUCCCAAUCUUGGAAGAGCGAGCGAUUGAUCGAGAACUCAUGCGCAGAACCAUUGACGAGCGCAUAGAUCAGCACCUGCGGAAGGAUCUGGACCAUGCCAAAGCAGCCAUGGAGACGCCUGAACUCUUUCGAAAAUGGAUCCGUGACACUUCCUACACCACGUUUGGGGAUAGCCACGAUGGCAUGUCUUGGUUCAUUGGGGGUUUGCCGAGAGACUGGUCCGGGAUAAUGAGCUUCCUUGCUGAUGGCGGUUUCGAGCCAAGGAGACUUGAGUUUCUAAAUGAAAUAAUGUUCAGACAUCAAAUGAGCCGUUGGCGACAGAUGGAAGCCAAGCUUCAUAUCGAAAUUGCCCAGUCAACCUCCGCCUUGAUGACUAUCGACUUCUUGGGGGUCCUUGCACCAGGUGAAGUCCAGCUGUGUUUUUCACCGGCGUUUGAUGAUGGAAAACAGAGUCUUGAUGAUCUUGGCGGACUUGAUGUGCUCGUUGCUCGCUCCCCAGCACAUCUUCCUAGUGAUAUUCAGAAGGUAAAGGCUGUUUUCAAGCCAGAACUACGACAGUUCAAAAACGUCAUUAUAUUUUCCUCUCUAGGUGACGAAUCACUAGCUUCUAAGCUAUCGGGAGGAGACUAUGACGGAGACAAGGCCUGGGUUUGCUGGGAUCCGGACAUAGUAAACAAUUUUGAGAGUGUCGACAUGGCCUCCAAGGUCUCCUUCGAAGAGUACUUCCGGCUCAACAUUCAGAAUGCAGGAAUCCUGGCGUCUCGAUACGGCAAGCCUCAUUACUUAGACGCACUUUUGGAAGAAGCCUUCAGCUUUCGCCUCAGCCCCUCAUUCAUGGGCAUCAGCGCUCAUCAUAUGUCAACUCAAUCAAUCAAUCACCCCAAUCAAAUCAAUCAAACCGUCGAAUUCUUCCUUUCAAUCAAAUCAAAUCACACAUUUCUAAAGUUGAAAUAA
Fusarium poae is the source of this 1353-nucleotide messenger RNA. RefSeq lists its product as uncharacterized. Gene Ontology annotation, cellular component: nuclear RNA-directed RNA polymerase complex. NCBI's taxonomy places the organism in Eukaryota, Fungi, Ascomycota, Sordariomycetes, Hypocreales, Nectriaceae. Gene Ontology annotation, biological process: siRNA processing. Gene Ontology annotation, molecular function: RNA-directed RNA polymerase activity. The transcript has 2 exons. The coding region runs from base 1 to 1353 and encodes 450 amino acids. The record is from RefSeq and is a predicted model, not a curated record.